AUGAUAACUACUGAAUUAAAAGAUCGGCCAACAGCCGAGGAAGCUAUGAACCACGCGUGGUUGGGCAAGGAGACGGUUCAUUCCGAAUUUCAAAUAGAUAAGUCUAAGCUGAAGAGAUAUGUCAUCAAGAAACGGUGGAUUAAAGCAGUCAAUACAAUCAUAGCUUUACGGAGAAUGGGUGCGAAGAUCGACACGGACUUAAUUCAUAAUAUUAAUGACUAGUUUUGUAAAGGCGUGAUAUUUGAUUGUGUGUGUUAAUGAUCUACAAAAGAAAGUCGAUACAUACUCCUACUCAAAGGAAAUCAUUUUCACAUAAAAUAUACUUCAACAAAUUAGAUUUCUCCAUAUGUAUGUUGUAGUUGGUAGUUAAAUAAUUAUAAUAUUUACAGCGGUGGCUAGUGGCCUAAAAAAGUGGUGAAGAUGAGAAAAGCUUGCCGGAGCCAAAAGGAGUUUUGAUACCUACGUCGUACCCAAAUCUCAUUAAAAAUUCGUUCAAAAAAAUGUAUAGAGUUUAAGGCCCUAAUAACUUGAAAUCAGUUUUUUAGGGCACUUAUACUAGGUACGAUUCGUUCUGCUUGUCUGGGAUAUUUUAGUUCUGAACCUUGACAUUUCCUUGAGGGUAUUUGUCGAUUAAAACACCAGCCUGCUAAAACGAGUUGGUGAGUUUCGACUCAGCCGCCCACUCUGGGUAGAUGCUGAUUGCAGCCGACCACUCUGGAUCAGACGCUGCAGUGUUUACUAGUUUUGGUCCACCCCGAGUAUUUCAUUUCUACGGUACCACCUAUAUCUAGGAGGCAUUCCCCUAUCCGCCACUACUUAAAUAAUGCAAGGUACCUCAUAAUUACUACAAUAUAUAACAAAAAUAACUUAAAACAUGUAUUCCAAACAAUAAGUAAAAAAAAUUAGCUUUAUACUAAAAACCUUUACUAUACUGGGAACAUGGUGUAAAUAUUGAGAAUAUAUUUAUAAUAUGGAUAUUACACUACAUUGUUUUCAAUCAACUACCCCUAAGACACUCAAAUAGGUCUUUUAAAAUCUUACCAUAUUUUUUUUUAUUUUACCACAAUUGGAAUUCAAUAUGAAAUAAAUUAGUUAGUCUCAGUUUUUGAGUAGAGAAUUUAACUUAAAAGACUAAAUCAGGACAGGAUAUAAUACCAUUGAAUAACUUUUGAAUAAAACAAAUGUCAAUAAAUGUUCUUCUUUUACCCAAAGGAGAGCAGUAUAAGAUAAUCCAAUAUUUGCGAAUACGACUAGUCAAGACUAUCAAUAAGAUUCAGAUUACAUAUAGCUAUAUCAUAAAAAAUUUAUUUCCACGCUCUCCAGAAACAACUUCUAUACUGGGAAGGGCUGAUAAUUGACCCAUACUCAAACUGAGAUCGCACUACAUCACGUACUGGGUACUGAUUUACUGCUUGCAAAGAUAUCCUCUUACAAUUUCUUAGAGUAAAACCUAACAUUCUGGUAGCUUUUAGUACUAUUUUAUAUAACCAAUAUCAAGUUCCAUACCUAAUAAACUCAGCCUCAGCUCAUAAAAUCACUCCCCGCCUUUUCAGCUUAAUUUCAAUCCUUAAUGCUAAUUAACUUAACAGUGAUUUAAAAAAGGGGCUAUCUUAGCUCCUUAGGGUCUUUUUAUGUUUUUAACCAGUUUCCAAAUAUGUUUUCCAUUUAAUUUGAACCAAAUUCUACCUACUUCUACUUCUUGUUAUUGUAAAUGUUUUUUAAGCUUAAGAAGUGCUAUUAUUAAAUCAUUUUGUGUACAUAAAUGUAAUAUUUAUUAAAAAAGAAAAUAAGCCCCGGAUUAUUGAGAUCCAUUCAGUUAAAUUAUCUUUUUUUUUCGUCUUUAAUAAGGGGGGGGCUCCAAAUAUACCUCGGUCCUAGGUGGCCACAACCGCCUUCCAACCUCGGUUAUGCAAGACUCCUCCAGUAUGGCCACCUUGAUAUCUAAGACCGCACGCAGGGUUGCUCGGACACCUUCGCCGUCAAUGUUAAAGACCUACGUGCUAAAAAAACACCCUCCUCAACCAUGAAUUACCGGCCGGUCUUCUGAUAGCAAUGCAUACCUUCCUCUUACUGGUGAUCUCUUCGCACGACCAAUAAGCCAUUUUUCUUUUUUAAUCUACCCUGUUCAUGCAAUUCCUAUAGUUUCUCUUAUCAUUGAUUUGAGUCCUUCUGUCGAUAGCGAUUGGCAACUUCUCUAACAUCCAUCUAGAGUACUCAAAUAAGUCAAAACAACCACUCCAUUCUAUCUCCACCUCUGCUUCCUGUUUGGCUGGCUGAUGACUCACGUUGGUAGUCCCUACUCCGACCAUCGAAAAGCCAAUGUAGCGGUGUUCCGUAGCAAUGUUAUCCAGCCAGCAGCACAACCCAGUUUCUAAUUUUUCUUGCCGCAUUCUGUGUGGCUCAGGUGAUCCAUCUAAUUAUUUAUUCUAAUUAAUUAUUAUUGAUCUGAUUAAAUUAAAUUGUCUGAAUUAAGGCUGAUCCAGAUAAUUGCCCAUUUUUCAAAAAAUUUUAUAAACAAAUUAAGUUUCACACAAACUAUUCAACUGAUCUGACCCAUCUUUUGCACACAAUUCAAACACAGUAACAUCCUCAAGCUCAGGCACAUUUAAACAAAUUUGAAUACAUAAUAAAAAAGUUAUUAACAAUAUUCAAAAACGGUAAUUUUAUUCUUCAUAAUCUUUUGCCAAUUGUUUCAUUGUUAAUAACUUUUUGUUUGAUAACUGAUUUUAUUAAGUGAGUAUAUCUCAUUUCGUGUAUCUUUUCUUUUUCUGAAAAAGUUGUUUGUAACAUCAAAUCGCUAUGUAGACAAGUUUUUUAAGUUAUGACCAAAAUAAUGAGUUUGACACUGAUUAUUUAAAAAUAGUUCCACUAAAAAAAUAAAUGAAACCCCAGACGAGUCUUUUUGUAAUAUCUCAUAUAACUUUAACUGUCAAUCCUUUCUAUACACUUGUGUCAAGUAAAAAAACUUAGGCCUAAUUAGUAACUUUUUCAUACCUGAAGGUGGUGCUCUAAUGAUAGAAGCAUAUGAAACUGUAUAAAGGAUCUAGAAGUAUUAGAACAAGUAGUAUGUGUAAAAAAGUGGUGUGAAGUCCAAAUAUACAAAAAAUUCUGAUCUGAUUGGGAUAAAACAGUAAACUAUUCCAAAAAGAAAUAGAUUUGAAAUAUUUAAUUUUGUAUCAAAUUGUAAACAACUACAGGGUAAAAUUAUAAAGGAUGUAUAAUCUGGCUUUUAAAACCAUUAUAUGACUACAAUAAGUAGUGUCCUAUACAUACAUUUUUGCUUUGCACCAAAAUUUUCUUUUCCAGUAAGUUCAGAUCAAAAAACAAUAUGACUUUCUUUUGUGGAAUAAUCUUUGUACAAUAUUUGUACAUUAUAGUGUGAGAUAUUUUUUUAACAAACAUUUCUAGUUAUAAAUGUUCCUAUUUAGCUAUCUUUAAUUAAUCAUUUAAUUUAAACGCUAUUCUUAUUUAACAAUCAUGUAGUGCAAUAA
Messenger RNA from Diabrotica balteata, 3491 nucleotides. The record is from the annotation of a GenBank genome assembly. NCBI's taxonomy places the organism in Eukaryota, Metazoa, Arthropoda, Insecta, Coleoptera, Chrysomelidae.